AUGGAACCGUUGGAUUACACGUUAUUUGGUUUAGCUCUUUUAAUUUUUAUAAGUUGGUCUGUGAAUUGGUUUUUACAUAUAUUAGCUAUUGUUUAUGGAAAAUGGAAGUUACACCACAAAUUAAAAAGUCCCACUCCAGAAGAACUUCCUGGUGUCUCUAUUAUAAAACCAUUAGUUGGAAUAGAUCCACAUUUAUUUGAAAAUUUAGAAACCUUUUUUAACAUGAAGUAUCCACAGUAUGAGUUAUUAUUUUGUAUACAAGAUGAGAGUGAUGCAGCUAUAAUGAUAGUUCAAAGCUUAAUUAAAAAAUAUCCAAAAAUCAAAAGUCAGAUUUUUAUAGGAGGUAGAAUAGUAGGUGUUAAUCCAAAGAUUAAUAAUAUGAUAGUAGGUUAUGAUGCUGCUCAAUAUGAUUUAAUACUUAUAUCAGACAGUGGAAUUAAAAUGGCUGAAGAUACACUAGAAGAUAUGGUAGUUAAUUUAAAAGAAAAUGUAGGAAUGGUACAUCAAAUGCCAUAUAUAAGCGAAAGAAAAGGUUUUGCUUCACAUUUUGAAAAGGUAUUUUUUGGUACCCAACAUGCCAAGAUGUAUUUAUGUGCUAAUUUUCUGGGUAUAAAUUGUACAACUGGUAUGUCAUGUUUGAUGAGAAAACAUGUUGUAGAUGAAGCUGGAGGACUAGUAGCUUUUGGAGAAUAUUUAGCUGAAGAUUAUUUAUUAGCUCAAGCUUUUCUUGAUAGGGGCUGGAAGGUGAAAAUUAGUUCUGAAACAGCCAAACAAAAUUCCGGUCAUUAUUCUAUACCUCAUUUUCAUGCCCGUCUGAUAAGGUGGACAAAACUACGGAUUGCUACAAUUCCUACUAUUAUUGUAUUUGAACCAAUAUUUCAAUGUAUGUUGUUAGGAGCUUUAUCAAGUUGGGCUGUAUCUUAUUUAUUUGAUUGGACAUCAUCAGUAUUUUUUCUUGUUCAUGUAUUAGUAUGGUUUUUGUUAGACUAUAUACUAGCGAAAAUUAUUCAGGGUGGACCAUUGCAAUAUUCAAAGUUUGAAUUUUUAGUUGGAUGGAUAUUGAAUGAAAUGUCUUUCAUAUAUUUGAUAUGUUGUGCUCAUUGUAAUCCCACAGUGGAAUGGAGAAGUAAGAAAUUUAGACUCAGAUGGGGAGGAAUUAUGGAAGAAAUUAAAUGCCCUGACACUUAA
Messenger RNA from Lottia gigantea (owl limpet), 1188 nucleotides. RefSeq lists its product as hypothetical. NCBI's taxonomy places the organism in Eukaryota, Metazoa, Mollusca, Gastropoda, Lottiidae. Gene Ontology annotation, molecular function: ceramide glucosyltransferase activity. Gene Ontology annotation, biological process: glucosylceramide biosynthetic process. The record is from RefSeq and is a predicted model, not a curated record. Bases 1 to 1188 code for a protein of 395 amino acids. Gene Ontology annotation, cellular component: membrane. The transcript is spliced from 9 exons.